UCCCAUUUGGCCGGAAGUGGAAGUUCAGUCUUUUCCGUCUUCCUCGGCCGCUUUGCAGUUGUGAGUGUCUCUCCUGUGGCUGGACCUCCCAGGCCACGCGCUGCCCCCUCGCCGCCGCCAUGCCCCGAAAAAUUGAGGAAAUAAAAGACUUUUUGCUCACAGCCAGGCGAAAGGAUGCCAAAUCUGUCAAGAUCAAGAAAAACAAGGACAAUGUGAAGUUCAAGGUUCGCUGCAGCAGGUAUCUGUACACAUUGGUCAUCACAGACAAAGAAAAGGCAGAGAAACUUAAACAGUCCCUGCCUCCUGGUUUGGCUGUGAAGGAGCUGAAGUGAAGGAAUCAUUCACUGUUCCCACAUGUAUUAAAAUUUUGAAGAAAAAUAA
Gracilinanus agilis (Agile Gracile Mouse Opossum) is the source of this 381-nucleotide messenger RNA. RefSeq names its product ribosomal protein L38 (gene RPL38). Gene Ontology annotation, cellular component: cytosolic large ribosomal subunit; ribosome. The transcript is spliced from 5 exons. Gene Ontology annotation, molecular function: structural constituent of ribosome. Gene Ontology annotation, biological process: translation; protein-RNA complex assembly. Lineage: Eukaryota; Metazoa; Chordata; Mammalia; Didelphimorphia; Didelphidae. Bases 120 to 332 code for a protein of 70 amino acids. The record is from RefSeq and is a predicted model, not a curated record.